Molecule: messenger RNA, 3010 nt
Organism: Lycium barbarum (goji berry)
Lineage: Eukaryota; Viridiplantae; Streptophyta; Magnoliopsida; Solanales; Solanaceae
Product: ribosome biogenesis protein BOP1 homolog
Exons: 18
Coding region: 100-2313 (737 amino acids)
Biological process (GO): ribosome biogenesis; maturation of LSU-rRNA from tricistronic rRNA transcript (SSU-rRNA, 5.8S rRNA, LSU-rRNA)
Cellular component (GO): preribosome, large subunit precursor; PeBoW complex
Molecular function (GO): ribonucleoprotein complex binding; protein binding
Source: RefSeq, a predicted model, not a curated record
AUUGACAGAAACCAAAACAAUAACUACGGGACAUUAAACCCUAGCAUUCUUUCUCCUCUUAAAACUUACACUCAUCCAACUUCUUCUUCUGUAAUAGAGAUGAAGGUUCCAAAGAGGAGUACCCGUCAGAAAAAGUUGCACAAAGAAGAAACAAUUAACAUAUUGGAACAAAAGAAUAACACGGAAGAAGAAGAAGAAGAUUUUGUAGAAUCCCCUGUUGUUUCUGACGAUGAUGAUGAGGAUUAUUCUGAUGGUGACGGAUCACUUAGUGAAUCUGGAUCAGAAGAGAGUCAUCUAUCCGGAGAAGAGGAUGUUUUUGUAUCAAGUGAUGGUGAAGAUUCUUUUGAUGCCAAAAGUGAUGAUGUCAGUGGCAGUGGUAGAGAUGAUACUGAGCAUGGUAAAGAUGAUGAUGCUGAAAGCGAUGACUCCCGCACCGUAGUUGAAGAGAGUGAUUCAUCUGAAGAUGAGGUUGCUCCUCGUAAUACCGUUGGAGAUGUUCCAUUGGUGUGGUACAAAGAAGAGGAACAUAUUGGAUAUGAUCUUGCAGGGAAGAAGAUCAAGAAAAAGGAGAGACAAGAUAAAUUGGAUUCAUUUCUUGCCAGUGUUGAUGAUUCCAAGAAUUGGCGUAAGAUUUAUGAUGAAUAUAAUGAUGAAGAAGUUGAACUCACUAAAGAAGAAGUUAAGGUGAUCAAAAGAUUGCUGAAAGGAAACGCACCUCAUGCUGAUUUUGAUCCACAUGCGCCUUAUGUUGAUUGGUUUUCCUGGGAUGACUCGAAGCAUCCUCUUUCUAGUGCACCAGAACCAAAGAGACGUUUUAUUCCUUCAAAAUGGGAGAGUAAAAAGGUCGUCCAAUAUGUGCGGGCAAUUCGAAAGGGACUUAUAAAAUUUGACGAGAAGCCAAAGGAAGAGCCAAGUGCCUAUCUCCUAUGGGGAGAUGAUUCCAGUGCAAUAGAUAGACAAGGGUUGGCAUAUAUUCCUGCUCCAAAACCUAAACUUCCUGGUCACGAGGAGUCUUAUAACCCUUCUUUAGAAUAUAUUCCUACCCAAGAGGAGAUCAAUUCUUAUCAACUUAUGUAUGAGGAAGACCGACCAAAAUUUAUCCCGAAACGGUUCACAUCGUUGCGAAACGUUCCAGCAUACGAGAAAGCAGUCAAUGAAAAUUUCGGCCGCUGUUUGGAUCUUUAUUUAUGUCCAAGAGCUCGGAAAAAGCGUAUUAAUAUUGAUCCUGAGUCUUUAAAGCCCAAGUUGCCAAGUCGCAAGGAUCUCAGGCCUUAUCCGACGUCAUGUUAUCUCGAGUAUAAAGGUCAUAAAGGUCCAGUUGUGUCGAUUUCUACAGAAUCUACUGGGCAAUGGAUUGCUUCUGGUUCAAGUGAUGGAACGGUGCGCAUUUGGGAGGUUGAAACUGGAAGGUGUAUCAGGAUCUGGGAGCUUGGGGAAUCCGUGCGUCAUGUCUCAUGGAAUCCUAUGCCUGAACGUCCCAUAUUGGCAGUCUGCGUGGGAGAAGAUGUGUAUCUUUUGAACACUGGACUUGGAAAUGCAGACGAACAGAAGAGUCUUGAAGAGCUUUUGCGUGUUGAAACAUCAUCAACCCCUGAUGACUCUGAUAAUGAUAAAACCACUGUGAAUUGGGUUCAAGAUGAUAAGAAUGGGGGAAUCAGGUUGAAGCACUUUAAGACUGUUUCUUCAGUUGAGUGGCAUCGGAAGGGCGAUUAUUUCUCAACGCUUAUGCCGAAUGCCCAGUCAAAAGCAGUUUUGAUUCACCUGCUCUCAAAGAAAUCGACUCAAAGAAUACCAUUCAAGCUUCAUGGACUUCCAGUUUCAACAGCUUUUCAUCCCUCUCGGUCUGCCUUCUUUAUUUCAACGAAGAAAAAUAUUCGUGUUUAUGACCUCUUGAAGCAAAAGCUCAUUAAGAAGCUAGAGACAGGGGUUCGCGAAAUCUCAUCUAUUGCUAUUCAUCCUGGUGGUGACAAUCUUAUUGUAGGGAGUAGAGAUGGGAAACUGUGCUGGUUUGACAUGGACCUUUCAUCUCAACCUUACAGAGUUCUGAAUUGCCAUCCGAAGGACAUCAACAAAGUGGCCUUUCAUCGCUCCUAUCCUUUGUUUGCUUCGUCUUCUGACGAUUGUACGGCAUACGUUUUCCAUGGUAUGGUUUAUUCAGAUCUAAACCAGAAUCCAUUGAUUGUACCUCUGGAGAUUCUUCGUGGUCAUGCCAGUGAAAAUGGAAGAGGUGUCAUGGACUGCAAGUUCCAUCCUAGGCAACCAUGGUUGUUUACUGCAGGAGCAGACUCUGUGAUCAAGCUCUACUGUCAUUAAAAAGAUAACUCCAAAAUGCAUCUAUGCUGAUCGCCUUGUGAACUUGUCAAUCCGAGAAGAGAAAGACAGUAUAUUGCUCUGUAUACAUUGCUGUGGGUAAUUUGAGAAGUUGCCUGCUUGGACAAAGGGAGGUUAAAGAUCUCUUAAGCCAUCUCUUGUUCUUUCUCAUAUAGGUUUGCGAACCAUGAAUUCCACAUAUAGAAAAUAGAGAAGUUGGCACUGUUUUGUUUGUAUGAUCAAGGUAAUCACCUCUGCUGUAUGGGUCUGUUACAAUGCAAGUUCACCCUAAGUAGGCUUUUUCACGAGGGGAAAUCUUGGUCCAAGUUAUUCUCAAGUCAGCAUCUUCCGUAGAGCUUUAUAGGGGCAUAUUGACGAAGUAGUGAGCACAAUGGAGCUCCAAUAUUCUUUACCUUAAAACUGAGUUAUCACAUUUUUGUAAUCCUGGAGUAAUCAUAUGCAUGUAAGAAAUGAUAAGGAUCUUUGGAAACGUUACAGUGGAAUUUUGAAGAAUCAUCCCGCUGUACUUGGCCUGUUUGGAAUUCUUUUUUUAUCUGAGACAGUCAGAAUUUUGGUUGAAUUACUCUUCUGAAAUAGUGAUUGGUGUUUGCUUAGAUAGUUCCUAGCCUGUUUGACUAGAAUAAUGAAUUCUUUUUAACGGUUUUACAUGGUUUGUUAAGCUUCCCAGAUUUUAGUGCUA